AAAAUGUUCCUAGGAAGGAGAGCUGCUUACAAAGCAGUGGGCGCUAGAAACUUCGCCACUAUUGCAAAUAUUCAUGCUAGAGAGAUUCUAGAUUCAAGAGGUAAUCCAACUGUUGAAGUUGACCUUACCUCUUCCACCGGUGAUCUGUUCAGAGCUGCUGUUCCAAGUGGAGCCUCUACAGGAAUCUAUGAAGCUUUGGAGCUUAGAGAUAAAGACCCUGGAAGAUAUUUGGGAAAAGGUGUAACCAAGGCUGUCAACAAUGUAAACACCCUUCUUGCACCAGCUCUCAAGGGUCACGAUGUAGCAGAUCAAUUUGGAAUUGAUACUAAGAUGAUCGAAGAAGUUGAUGGAACUCAAAGCGAAUGGGGGUCAUUCAAGACUAAGGUCGGUGCUAACGCCAUCCUUGCUGUAUCAUUGGCAGCUGCUAGAGCAGGUGCUAAGGCCCAAGGAAUCCCACUAUACCAACAUGUUGCUGAGCUUGCUGGAAAGCCAACUGACAGAUUUGUUCUUCCAGUUCCUUCUUUGAAUAUCAUUAACGGAGGAGAGCAUGCAGGAAACUUAUUGGCCAUGCAAGAGUUCAUGAUUCUUCCAACUGGAGCUACUUCAUUCACUGAAGGUAUUAGACUUGGUACUGAGGUCUAUCAUAGUCUUGCUAAUCUUAUCAAGAAAAGAUAUGGAAAAUCUGCUGCCAAUGUUGGAGAUGAGGGAGGAUUUGGAGUUCCUCAAAUCCAAGAUGAGUGGGAAACUCUUGACCUCAUCACUGAUGCUAUCAGGGAAGCAGGACAUGAAGGAAAGAUCAAGAUCGGUCUCGAUGUAGCCUCUUCUGAGUUCUACUUUGAUGGAAAAUACGAUCUCUCUUUUAAGACAGGAAAGAAAGAUAGAAUCUUGGGACAGGAUGAAUUCAUUGAUCAUUAUAAAUCAAUGAUCUCCAAAUAUCCUAUUGUUUCAAUCGAAGAUCCAUUCGACCAAGAUGAUUUCUCAGCCUACAAAGCCAUGCAAGCUAGAGUUGGUGAUCAGGUCCAAAUUGUCGGAGAUGAUCUUCUCGUAACUAAUCCAAAGAGAGUCCAGGCUGGUAUUGAUGAGAAACUCUGUAAUGCUUUGUUGCUCAAAGUAAACCAGAUUGGUUCUCUCAAGGAAUCUAUUGAAGCUAACAACAUGUCUAGAGAAGCAGGAUGGGGAGUUAUGGUUUCCCAUAGAUCAGGAGAGACAGAGGAUACUUUCAUCGCUGACUUAGUAGUUGGUCUCGGAACAGGCCAAAUCAAAUCUGGAGCCCCAUGCAGAUCUGACAGACUUGCUAAAUACAACCAGCUGUUGAGAAUUGAAGAAGAACUAGGUGAUAAAGCAGUUUACGCUGGAAAGAAUUUCAGGAAUCCAAAGCUCUAA
Messenger RNA from Moneuplotes crassus, 1383 nucleotides. The record is from the annotation of a GenBank genome assembly. NCBI's taxonomy places the organism in Eukaryota, Ciliophora, Spirotrichea, Euplotida, Euplotidae.